Molecule: messenger RNA, 3969 nt
Organism: Pecten maximus
Lineage: Eukaryota; Metazoa; Mollusca; Bivalvia; Pectinida; Pectinidae
Product: probable serine/threonine-protein kinase drkD
Exons: 14
Coding region: 211-2094 (627 amino acids)
Biological process (GO): protein phosphorylation
Molecular function (GO): protein tyrosine kinase activity; ATP binding
Source: RefSeq, a predicted model, not a curated record
CAGAAAGACUGCGUGGUAGGCCUGUAGGUAGGCCCUAUUUUGGUCCUCUAGAUCAGGCUACAAACUAUUGACUCGAGGACUGCAACAAGUAGGUAGUUCACUACAUGCACACAGUUCAAUGUGCAGUUACUCACGAUCAGCUGUGAGUUUAAGUGCCCAUGCAGAGCCGAGAAGUGUCGGGAACUGUGUCAGCGGUGUAAGCUUGUUAUCAUGGCUAAUUGGGUCAACUUCCAGUUGUGCAUUUUAACUGUUUUCUCUAGUGCGUGUGCACUUGUGAGUCCACCAAAAGAACUACCAGUGAGUUUAAUGACUUCUUGUUCAGCUUCAGUAGAAGGAUAUGGAAUCGUUAAUUUAACGCCUUUGGACAACAUUAAAGAAGAUUCGUCAAAAAGACCGAGAUUCUACAUCAUAUACAAAGAUCCAGGUGACGUUUACAGAAUCACGUAUAACUAUACAUUUAACCCCUGUAGCCACUUUAAUGAACCAGAGGAUCCUCAUCAAGUCGAUGGAUUUGGAGACGAAUGUAUCCAUGUAGCUUUGUGCAAGUUCAAUAACGACGUCAAAAGAUAUUAUUACUAUCCAUAUGGAUUACAGAAAUCUGCCAGGUUUUCAGCAAAUGUUUUGGAAAAUGAAUCCGACUCUGCCGAAGUUUAUCUUUCCUACACAGGAAGUGGAUCUGUGUCCAUGAAAAAGACGACCAUUAAGCUAAUGUGUAAUAGAUCAUUAGUCGAUCCUGAAGAUGCAAUCUUUUCUAUCCAGAAGGAUGAUGAACGGUUGGGCAUUUCUGCAGAACUCCACCAUCUGUGCUGCUGUCCAAACGCCUGUGUAAAUGGCCUACCAUCAGAACUGCCGCCAGAUUCUCCUAAGGCAGACAUUUCUAAACUCUUGGUGAUUGUAAUAGUCAACCUGGGGGUCUUACUACUGGCCAGUGGUGUCGGUGUCAUGUGUUAUGUGAAGCGAACGCACCUUCAGUUCUAUUCCAAACUACCAGGUAUACAACAGCCGGCUAUUAUUCAGUACCAGUUGGGUAGUAUUGAACAGAAAAUGGACGGCAGGAUAUCUGAUGGAGCCCGACCCUCAGCCUUCCGCGACUAUGAACUAGACAGUUCCAAAGCGGAGAAGAAGUUCCUCAUCCCAGUAUUGGACGACUGUGUUAUUCCAAGUCAGGAAUUAGAAUUGGCUCAGAGACUUGGAGGGGGUAUCUAUGGGGACACACAUGUUGGACAUUUGAAUGGUACCAGGGUUGCUGUCAGUCGAAUUACAAUCAAUAUCCAUGCUAACCAAGUCAAUUCAGAGGUGCUGACAUUUCUGAGGGAGGAAGUCUGGUUCUUGAGUCGUCAGCGACAUCGUAACAUUGUGUCGAUGAUGGGUCUGUGUGUUGACAACAAACUGCCGUACAUCAUUUCCGAGUUUGUACAUGGAGAGAGUGUGAAGUAUUUUAUACAGCAUCGAGGCACCUCUCUCACCUGGCCACUCAGGAUCAAAAUCUGUCUACAGACCUCUGAUGGUAUGGCAUACCUUCACUCUACAAAACCAACCAUCUUACACAGAGACCUGCGCUGUGCAAAUAUUUUUAUUACUGAUAAAAGUAUUGUCAAGGUUGGAGAUUUUGGCCUAAUCAAACUUAUACAACCAUUCCGGGAGGCGUGUAAGGCGGAGGACUGUUGCUGUCAGCGUCACCACAGUGCUUGUCCGAUGUCAGUACGAUGGACCGCCCCGGAGGUGCUACAAAAUCCAGCGUCCAAGGAAGCUGAAGGAUUCAUUACAACAAGUUCGGACGUGUUCUCCUUCGGGAUGAUCCUGUUGGAACUUAUCACCAGGGAGGAUCCGUUCGAUGAAGUGGAAUCAGAACAACAGGUGUCUGAUCUGAUACAGGAAGGGGCCGAGCCAGAACUUCCUCAGGACGUACAGAUACUGCCACAGUAUACAACUCUAAUGCAGCAGUGCUGGAACAGCCAGCCCGAACAUAGACCCUCAUUUAAACAGGUUGCCACGAGAUUAAAAGAGCUGAUUCCACAAGCAAGAAACUUCCAGAAAGCUCUCAACACCAAUGACAAAACCCAGAAACCUGUAACACCGACGAGUGUGGUCUGAAGUUAAUAAGAAACUUUCAGAAAGUUCUCAACACCAGAAAACAAAAUCCAGAAACCUCAUCACCAGCGAGUGUUGUCUGAAUGUAACAGAGCACAUGAUUAUAUCAAUCUAAAUCACUGUAUUUUGGUAGGUGAUUUCAGUGCCAUUCAAUUGUUGAAAUAUUUUGUUAAUACAAAUGUAUUGUAUGUGUGCCCAUAUAUAAACGUACCACCUUCAUAGUCAGCCAUACCAGUAACACUGCCUAAUAUCGGCAAAUUGUUACUGUUUUACCAAAUUUAGCAACCAAACUCCCAAUUUAAUGUUUUGAAGAUUGAAGAUUGCGUGGUGCUUGGAAUUAUUUACCAUAAUUUUUUUUUCUUUUUGCAAUUUCUCGCUUAUGUCAUAAAAAUUCCCAAUUUUGUCCAUAUGGUAAUUUCCCAAAUUGACCAGGAAAAACAUGGCAUAUAUAACUAAUAGAUAGCGAGUCUUCAAACUCCAAGGGUUCCACUUUUGGAUAUACACAUUUUGACGAAGUCUCAAGUCUCGGGUGCCUAUUGUGAUCGCCUUUUGUACGGCACUGUGUGUCUUCUGUUGUUUACAGUUCACAUUUUAGACUUUUACUCCAAAACCAAAUAAUAAUAGCCAAAUGAUAUCUUCUCAAUAACAAAGCGGCCAGGGUCAUGAUAUUGAGCCAGUAACAUGCUUGGAUGAAGGGCAACAAAAUUUGUUCAAAUGAAUGACCUUAACCUACUUUCAAGGUCACAGGGCUGAGACGUGGUUAAUGUUGGCUUAAACGGAAAAGCAUCUGUCAGUGUACACAUCCAAACUCAGGUGGCCAUUAAGGCUCCUGGGUGGCUUUGUUUUCGCAAUUGAUCGGGGAAUCAAACGCAAGCCACUUAAACGUAAUGCAAUCCUUAGAUUCACAAGGUGCUAAGUCAUAGUUUUAUACUGCUAAAUAUCUGGUACAUAUCAGCAAGAAAAAUAAUUGCAAUUUACAAAAUUUGAUUUAUUAUUGUGAUAAGGAUUUGUGAAUGAUUUAGUAAUCAACUGGGCGGUUGACAUUGCGCCAUCAAACAGAAUAUGACCACAUGGCUGGGAUCCUAGGUGGAAUCUAGAUCAUAUUGUCUGGAAAGUGUGAUAAACUAUACACAUGUCUUUCUUUCUUGAAUGUGAAGUGCCUUGGAAUAAUUAUAAAUGAAAUAUAUUUCUAUAUAUAUUUUUAUACAUUAAGAAAACUGGUAGUAUAAUUGUAUUUGUUUAAAACUAAUCAUAACUGUUGUCAAAUGUAGCAUGUGAAUUCAUAUGUAUGUUAAACAUAUACAAUCGAGCGUUGUUAUCUCAAUGUCAAUGGUGUAAUGAAAACACUAACAUCCUAAGUAUUUGAGAUAACCGAGUACAUGUAUAUUUUCCGUAGAAUUUUUACCGUUGGAACUGAAUUUUUACUUUACGUUAAACAGAGUAUUUGAGUUAUCAGAGUCCGAGGUAAUGAAGUUAGACUGAGAUGAUAAAGUUAGACUGAGAUGAUGAAGUUAGACUGAGAUGAUGAAGUUAGACUGAGAUGAUAAAGUUAGACUGAGAUGAUGAAGUUAGACUGAGAUGAUGAAGUUAGACUGAGAUGAUGAAGUUAGACUGAGAUGAUGAAGUUAGACUGAGGUAAUGAAGUUAGACUGAGAUGAUGAAGUUAAACUGUAUAUAUAUUUGUAUUACUCCUUCCUGUUACAUAUGUAAAUAUUAUAUUUCUUGUAAAUGAUCAUUUAUUCUGCUAUGUUCCGGUGCCUUUGUUCCCUUUCUUUUGUUUGUACUUAAUGCACCGUAAAUAUUCGUGUAUGGUGUGUACUCGUGUAUAGUGUGUACUCGUGUAUAGUGUGUACUCGUGUAUAGUGUGUACUCGGGUAU